AAACCGUUGGUCUCAAUACCAGACGGCACAAUCACAAACAGCCUCAACCAGUAAACAGUUCUGUUCCAAUAAUGGCAAUCAAAUUUGUUCUGUUCGCUACUCUGGUAGCUGCCGCCAGCGCUGGUCUGCUUCCUGUGGCUCACCAUGAAUCGAUCGCUACGUCUCACUCCACCAUCCAGCACCAUGCUGCUCCCGCUAUCCAUCAUGUCGGAUCGGUCCACGCCACCCCGGCUAUCUACCAGCACUCGGCCCCGGCUAUCGUCAAGACCAUUGCUCAGCCCACGAUCAUCAAGUCGGUAGAGCACCACGCUCCGGCCAACUACGAGUUCUCGUACUCCGUCCAUGACGAGCACACCGGAGACAUCAAGAGCCAGCACGAAACUCGCCACGGAGACGAAGUCCACGGACAGUACUCGCUGUUGGACUCCGACGGUCACCAGCGCAUCGUCGACUACCAUGCUGAUCAUCACACCGGAUUCAACGCCGUCGUGCGCCGUGAGCCAUCGGCUGUGAAGAUCGCUCAGCCCGUGCAUGUGUCCAGCUAUGCCCAUGCUCCAAUCAGUCUUGAAUUGCAGACACUGAGUAUAAAAGACGUUGGUCACGAUAUCACACGGCACAGUCACACAGGACCUCAACGAGUAAACAAUCCUGCUCCAAUAAUGGCGUUCAAAUUCGUUCUGCUCGCUACUCUGGUAGCUGCCGCCAGCGCUGGUCUGCUUCCUGUGGCUCACCAUGGAUCGAUCGCUACGUCGCAUUCCACCAUCCAGCACCAUGCUGCUCCCGCUAUCCAACAUGUCGGAUCGGUCCACGCUGCCCCGGCUAUCUACCAGCACUCUGCCCCGGCUAUCUACCAGCACUCGGCCCCGGCUAUCGUCAAGACCAUUGCUCAGCCCACGAUCAUCAAGUCGGUAGAGCACCACGCUCCGGCCAACUACGAGUUCUCGUACUUCGUCCAUGACGAGCACACCGGAGACAUCAAGAGCCAGCACGAAACUCGCCACGGAGACGAAGUCCACGGACAGUACUCGCUGUUGGACUCCGACGGUCACCAGCGCAUCGUCGACUACCAUGCUGAUCAUCACACCGGAUUCAACGCCGUCGUGCGCCGUGAACCCUCGGCUGUGAAGAUCGCUCAGCCCGUGCACAAGGUGAUCGCCCAGCCCGUGCAUGUGUCCAGCUAUGCCCAUGCUCCAGUAGCUCACGCCACUGUCCAGCACCACCAUGCUGCCCCGAUCGCGCACUACGCUGCCCCGAUCGCGCACCAUGCUGCUCCGAUCGCGCACUAUGCUGCCCCGAUCGCGCACUACGCUGCCCCGAUCGCGCACUCAACCUCCAGCAUCGUCCAUGGACCGAGCCAUCUGAGCCAUCAUCAUUACUAAACGCCAGUUUUGUACGAUCUAGAUUAAAACUUGUUAGUAAAAAUAAAUUGCAUUCAUACAUUUCAAACCA
This is a messenger RNA of Anopheles arabiensis, 1449 nucleotides long. Its product is annotated as cuticle protein-like. The record is from RefSeq and is a predicted model, not a curated record. Gene Ontology annotation, cellular component: extracellular matrix. Lineage: Eukaryota; Metazoa; Arthropoda; Insecta; Diptera; Culicidae. The transcript has 5 exons. The coding region runs from base 72 to 1379 and encodes 435 amino acids.